AUGGGAGCCGGCUGUUCGACCUCUACGUACGACGACGCGGCGGCACCGACGGCCGCGGCGGCUGGAAAUGAAGGGGCCAAGCAGCAGGCGAACAUCUCGUCCAAGUCGAAAGCAGCUGCUUCCCGCCGUCGGCGACUUUCCGUGACGACGACGGACGCGAAAAACCCGAACGCGGUCAACGCACCAGUUCCGGACAAGUCGCAAAGCAACGCCGCUGGGCUGGCCGAUAAGCUCGCCGCCCGCGCAGCCGAGAAUGCCAAAACUGACCCGAACAAGGCGACGGGCAAGGGCACCCGGGCCCGCCGCAUGAGCCUGAUUGGCGCUGGCAAGGCCGGCGCCGCGCCCAACAUCACGCCGACAGCCGCGAACGGCGCGCCGCCCCCGAUCGUGGGCGUGCCCCCGGCCGCGGGCGGCUCGACGGGCGCGCUGGUGCGGUGCCGCGGCGCGUGCGUGUCCCGCACGGGGCAGGAGGGCGACCUGAAGAAGGUCAACCAGGACUGCUACUUUGCGUUCGACAAGUUCCUGGAGGACUACCAGUCGGUGUUCGGCGCGUUCGACGGGCACGGGCCGUGCGGGCACCUCGUGAGCGGGUUCGUGAAGCAGCAGAUGCCCGCGCGGUUCGCGACCAACUUCCCCGACAUGGAGCAGAAGCCCGAGGGCGGGGGCGAGGGCGGGGGCGAGGGCGGGGGCGCGCCGCCGGAGGUGACGGUCGAGCAGCUCCAGGAGUGGCUCGUCGACGCGUUCCUCGACUCGGACCGCGCGCUCAACUCGAGCGCCGUGGACUGCGAGUUCUCCGGCACCACGGCCGUGGUCUUCCUCGUGCGCCAGGACGUGGCCAUCACCGCGUGGGUCGGCGACUCCCGCGCCGUGCUCGCCACCAAGAUGCCCGACGGGUCCCACAAGGCCACGCAGCUCACGACGGACCACAAGCCCAGCGACGAGAAGGAGCGGGCGCGGAUCGAGAGCUGCGGCGGGCGCGUGGAGCAGCUGCUGGACGAGACGGGGGAGCGCGUGGGCCCCGAGCGCGUGUGGAUGCCGUACGCGUGGAUCCCCGGCCUGGCGAUGUCGCGCGCGCUCGGGGACUCGCUGGCGCACCAGGUGGGCGUGGUGUCGACGCCGGACCUGGACGUGCGGCGGCUGGGCCCGGACGACGACUUCGUGGUGCUGGCCAGCGACGGCGUGUGGGAGUUCAUCGAGGCGCAGGAGGUCGUGGACAUCGUGUCGGCGAUCCCGGACUCGCAGGAGGCGUGCAUGAAGCUCGUCGAGGAGAGCGCGCGCCGCUGGGAGGAGGAGGAGGAGGGCGUGGUGGACGACAUCACCGCCGUGAUUGUCAAGCUCGAGCACGUGGUGGUCAACGGCGAGGCGGGCGUCGCGGGGCAGGUCGUCGCGUCGGCCUCCACGGGCGACGCCCAGGACAGCGCGGACGCGCAGCAGACGGAGCACGCGGACGCCGAGAUGGAGGACACGCAGGCGGACGGCGCAGAAGCCGCCACCAUGGAGUCCUGA
Molecule: messenger RNA, 1506 nt
Organism: Pedinophyceae sp. YPF-701
Lineage: Eukaryota; Viridiplantae; Chlorophyta; Pedinophyceae
Source: the annotation of a GenBank genome assembly